AUGUUCUUCAUCGUUUCCAGCAUCAAAUACACCUCCAACCCCACCACCAAAAUCGAAGGCUCUCCGCCCCCCUUCACCCUCCUCAUCGGCAUCCUCACCCGUCCCGACAGCUACGACCGCCGCCACUUCCUCCGCCUCAUCUACGCCACACAAACGCAGAGCACCGCCACAAUCACGGUCAAGUUCGUCCUCUGCAACCUCACCAAGCCCGAACAGCGCGCCUUCAUUGCCCUCGAGAUCAUGCGCUUCGACGAUAUCAUCAUCCUCAACUGCCCUGAGAACAUGAACGCCGGCAAAACCUACACCUACUUCUCCUCCCUCCCCAGGAUCCUCCCAGCCAGGUACGACUACGUGAUGAAGGCCGACGACGACGUCUACUUGCGCCUGGAGCAGUUGGCAACAUCGUUAAACCCUCUCCCGAGGCUGGACUUGUACUAUGGCUUCGUGAUACCUUGCCAGAGCAUGAAUCCGUUUGUUCAUUACAUGUCCGGGAUGGGGUUUGUGCUGUCGUGGGACCUUGUCGAGUGGAUAGGCGCCUCGUUGAUCCCGUUGAAUCACACAGUUGGGCCGGAGGAUAAGCUGGUGGGAGAGUGGCUGAAUCGGGGGAAUAAGGCCAAGAACAGGGUUUCGAACAAGCCGGCUAUGUAUGACUAUCCUCGUACUAAUGGUAGAUGCUCGCAUGACCUUGUUCCGGAAACCAUCGCAGUUCAUCGGCUUAAGAGAUGGGAGCAGUGGCUGGAUGUACUCACUUUCUUUAAUGUCACUAACCAGUUUAAGCCAUCUACGUUGUAUACUUUGUGA
Salvia hispanica is the source of this 801-nucleotide messenger RNA. RefSeq names its product beta-1,3-galactosyltransferase pvg3-like. Lineage: Eukaryota; Viridiplantae; Streptophyta; Magnoliopsida; Lamiales; Lamiaceae. Gene Ontology annotation, molecular function: hexosyltransferase activity. Gene Ontology annotation, cellular component: membrane. The record is from RefSeq and is a predicted model, not a curated record.